This is a messenger RNA of Aricia agestis (brown argus), 1173 nucleotides long. RefSeq names its product nitric oxide synthase-interacting protein homolog. The transcript has 2 exons. Gene Ontology annotation, molecular function: ubiquitin protein ligase activity. The coding region runs from base 74 to 943 and encodes 289 amino acids. NCBI's taxonomy places the organism in Eukaryota, Metazoa, Arthropoda, Insecta, Lepidoptera, Lycaenidae. Gene Ontology annotation, cellular component: nucleus. The record is from RefSeq and is a predicted model, not a curated record.
UUAAUUUGAUUUUCUUUUAUCUUAUUAAAUCCAUAACAAUAGUGCAAGAAUUAUUUUUAGCACUGUAUAGAGUAUGACACGCCACGCAAGAAAUUGUACAGCCGGGGCUGUAUAUACUUAUCACGAAAAGAGAAAGGAUGCUGCAGCAUCUGGCUAUGGAACACAAAGUGAAAGAGUCGGGAAAGAUUCAGUUAAAAGUUUUGAUUGUUGCAGUUUAACUUUGCAACCGUGUAGAAACCCUGUGGUGACGAAAGAAGGGUACUUAUUCGACAAGGAAUCUAUUCUAGAAUAUGUCAUAACUAAGAAGAACGAGUACACUCGCAAACUAAAACAAUACGAAAAACAGCUCAAAAAAGAAGAGGAAGAGAAAAAGGAGCUCGCAGCCGCAGAACAAGAAGCAAAUUUAAUAAAGUUUAUGAACAGGGAAAAGAAUAUUUCCAAUAGCAAGUCUGAUACGACGGCGUCGACCAGCUCAAUUUCAAACUUGGCAAAUGGGAAAGACAAGAAACUGCCAAGCUUUUGGAUUCCUUCUGAGCUGCCAGACGCCAAAGUAUCAAAAAUACAGAAGCCAGACUCAACAGUGUACUGUCCCAUAAGUGGGAAGCCAUUGAAAGUAAAGGACCUUAUUGAAGUCAAGUGGACUAUGCUGCCAGAUGACCCAGACGAAAAGAAAUCCUUAAUAGCUAAAGAGAACAGGUACAUGUGUCCAGUGACACAUGAUAUAUUAAACAAUGCUGUCCCAUGUGCUGUUAUCAGAACUACAGGACAUGUUGUUACAAUGGAAUGUGUAGAAAAGAUAAUCAAAAAGGAUUGGCUUCAUCCCUUGACUGGAGACAAAUUAAAGGAAAAGGACAUCAUACCUUUACAGAGAGGUGGUACUGGAUAUGCACUAACAAAUCAGAACUUGGAGAGCAAGAAUGAAAGACCCGUCUUACAAGCUUAAGUUUUCAAUAAGAGAAUUUUUUAAUAGAAAAUUUCUGUUAAAAUGGAUUGUGUAAAAUGCAUAAUGCAUUGCAUGAUGGCAUCACCUUUAACAAUGUCAAAACCCAAAAUCUUAAGAAUCCUCAUAAUGUCAAUAACUUAAAUUUUAAAAUCAUAAGUUUUGGCAUCUUUCUUGAGUGGGUAUGAUCAUGAUGAAGCAUAGCAAGCUUUAUCAUAAUAUAAUAUUUUCCA